AUGGCCGGGAACAAUAUUACAGGGAGCAUACCAGAAGAUUUUGGAAUCUCAACUAAUCUAACCUUGCUUGAUCUUUCUUCAAAUCAUUUGGUUGGGGAAAUCCCAAAGAAAAUGGGAAGUUUAACUUCUCUGUUGGAGCUAAAAUUAAAUGAUAACCAACUUUCUGGGAGUAUACCUCCCGAACUUGGAUCACUGUUCAGUCUUGCCCAUCUCGAUCUAUCAGCAAAUAGAUUGAAUGGGUCAAUAACAGAGAACUUGGGUGCCUGCUUGAACUUGCAUUACUUGAACCUGAGCAAUAACAAACUUAGCCACAGAAUUCCCGCUCAGAUGGGUAAGCUGAGUCACCUCUCCCAGCUAGAUCUGAGUCACAACUUGCUUUCAGGAGCAAUCCCACCACAAAUCCAAGGGUCCCAUUCCCAACAGCAAAGCAUUUCGAGAUGCUACCAUUGA
Molecule: messenger RNA, 450 nt
Organism: Vitis riparia (riverbank grape)
Lineage: Eukaryota; Viridiplantae; Streptophyta; Magnoliopsida; Vitales; Vitaceae
Product: probable leucine-rich repeat receptor-like protein kinase At1g35710
Exons: 2
Coding region: 1-450 (149 amino acids)
Biological process (GO): hormone-mediated signaling pathway
Cellular component (GO): plasma membrane
Molecular function (GO): protein binding
Source: RefSeq, a predicted model, not a curated record